AGGGGAGGAAGCAGCCGCUGGACGCGGAUGCUGUGUGCCUGGGCACAGGGGCUGAGGGGUCCAGGGUGAGGGGCCGGGCCGUCGGCCGCUCGCGAGGAUCUGAGGGAGCCGCGGCGGCGUCGGGGCGUCACCAGGCUCCAGUCGGGGUGCAGCAGCUGCGGAGGAACCCGAGGCGCCUUCUCCCUUUGUGUCCCGGGCGGGGUCCACCCAGAGGACGGCCCGCGGGCCGGGGUUCACCCCGGCACCCCAGGACUCUCCCUGACGCCCCGGGGCCGCGGGGGUAGCGCCUGCCUCUCCGCGGGUCGGAGAUCCCCCGGGCUGCAGAGGCCCCAACCUGCCUGAGCCUUUCGGAUACCCCUUUGUCUCUGCCCACCCCCCACCCCGAUUUCCCAGCCUCGCCCCCCAGGACUGCUCGUCCCAGUAAGACCUCGGCGCAGAGGUUUGAUAUUUUGAUGAUUUGCAUCUAGCUCAUGGUUGACAGUUCAAGAAAGAAAAUUAAGGAAGGAUGGAUGCAAAAGCUCGCAAUUGUUUGCUUCAGCAUCGAGAAGCUCUGGAACAGGACAUCAAAACAUCCUACAUCAUGGAUCACAUGAUUACUGAUGGGGUUUUAACAGUAUCAGAGGAAGAAAAAGUUAAAAAUGAGCCCACUCAACAGCAACGAGCAGCUAUGCUCAUUAAAAUGAUACUUAAAAAAGAUAAUCAUUCCUACAUAUCCUUCUACAAUGCUCUACUACACGAAGGGUAUAAAGAUCUCGCUGCUCUCCUGUGUGGUGGUGUUCCUAUUGUCUCUUCUUCGAAUGGCAAAGACUCGGAUUGUGGAAUAACUUCAUAUGUGAGGACAAUCCUGUGUGAAGGUGGAGUACCGCAGAGGCCAGUUGUUUUUGUUACUAGGAAGAAGCUGGUGAAUGCAAUUCAGCAGAAACUCUGCAAACUGAACGGUGAACCAGGAUGGGUCACCAUCUAUGGGAUGGCAGGUUGUGGGAAGUCUGUAUUAGCUGCAGAAGCUGUUCGAGAUCAUUCUUUCCUACAAAGUUGUUUCCCAGGCGGUGUCAAUUGGGUUUCAGUUGGGAAACAAGACAAACCUGGGCUUCUGAUGAAAUUGCAGAAUCUUUGCACACGGUUGGAUCAGGAUGAGAGUUUCUCCCAGAGGCUUCCACUUAAUAUUGAAGAGGCUAAAGACCGUCUUCGAAUUCUGAUGCUACGCAAACACCCUAGGUCUCUGUUGAUCUUGGAUGAUGUUUGGGACCCUUGGGUGUUAAAAGCUUUUGACAAUCAGUGUCAAAUUCUUCUUACAACCAGAGACAAGAGUGUUACAGAUUCAGUAAUGGGUCCUAAAUAUGUAGUGUCUGUGGAAAGUGGUUUAGGAAAAGAAAAAGGACUUGAAAUUUUAUCCCUCUUUGUUAAUAUGAAGAAAGCAGAUUUGCCAGAACAAGCUCACAGUAUUAUAAAAGAAUGUAAAGGUUCUCCUCUUGUAGUAUCUUUAAUUGGCGCUCUUCUACGUGAUUUUCCCAAUCGCUGGGAGUACUACCUCAGGCAACUUCAGAAUAAACAGUUUAAGAGAAUAAGGAAAUCUUCAUCUUAUGAUUAUGAGGCUCUGGAUGAAGCCAUGUCUAUAAGUGUUGAAAUGCUCAGAGAAGACAUCAAAGGUUAUUACACUGAUCUUUCCAUUCUUCAGAAGGAUGUUAAGGUGCCUACAAAGGUGUUAUGUAUUCUCUGGGACAUGGAAACUGAAGAAGUUGAAGACAUACUGCAAGAGUUUGUUAAUAAAUCACUCUUAUUCUGUGAUCGAAAUGGAAAGUCAUUUCAUUAUUAUUUACAUGAUCUUCAAAUAGAUUUCCUUACAGAGAAGAAUCGUGACCAACUUCAGGAUCUGCAUAAGAAGAUAAUCACUCAGAUCCUCCAUCAUCAACCACAUUUCACAAUCAUCUUCUCAAUUUUCUUGCAUAUUGAUUCUUUGCUGUCUGUAACAGUGCUUCUGAUGUUACUUUUUUAUUUUUUAAAGGAACUUUGUGCUUUAAUGUUUUCCCUGGAUUGGAUUAAAGCAAAAACAGAACUCGUAGGCCCUGCUCAUCUGAUUCAUGAAUUUGUGGAAUAUAGUCAUAUAUUAGAUGAAAAGGAUUGUGCAGUCUGUGAGAAUUUCCAGGAGUUUUUAUCUUUAAAUGGACACCUCCUUGGGCGGCAGCCAUUUCCUAAUAUUGUACAAUUGGGUCUCUGUGAACCGGAAAGCUCAGAAGUUUAUCGGCAAGCUAAGCUGCAGGCCAAGCAGGAGGUCGAUAAUGGAAUGCUUUACCUGGAGUGGAUAAACAAAAAAAACAUCAAGAAUCUCUCCCGCUUAGUUGUCCGCCCCCAUACAGAUGCUGUUUACCAUGCUUGCUUUUCUGAGGAUGGUCAAAGAAUAGCUUCUUGUGGAGCUGAUAAAACCUUGCAGGUGUUCAAAGCAGAAACAGGAGAGAAACUUCUAGAAAUCAAGGCUCAUGAAGAUGAAGUGCUUUGCUGUGCAUUCUCUGCAGAUAACAGAUUUAUAGCAACUUGCUCAGUGGAUAAAAAAGUGAAGAUUUGGAAUUCUGUGACUGGGGAACUAGUCCACACCUAUGAGGAGCACUCAGAACAAGUCAACUGCUGCCACUUCACCAACAGUAGUCAUCACAUUCUCUUAGCCACGGGGUCAAGUGACUCCUGCCUCAAACUCUGGGAUUUGAACCAAAAACCAUGUCGAAAUACCUUGUUUGACCAUAGAAAUGCAGUUACUCACUGCAGAUUUUCACCAGAUGACAAGUUUUUGGCUAGUUGUUCAGCUGAUGGAACAUUAAAGCUCUGGGAUGUGAAAUCAGCCAACUUGAGGAAAAGCAUUGAUGUGAAGCAGUUCUUCCUAAAUUCAGAAGAACCUCAAGAGGAUAUGGAAGUGAUAGUGAAAUGUUGCUCAUGGUCUGCUGAUGGUGCUAAGAUAAUGGUGGCAGCAAAAAAUAAAAUCUUUCUUUUUGACAUUCAUACCAAGAACCUGUUGGCAGAAAUUCAUACAGGUCAUCAGAGCACGAUCCAGUACUGUGACUUCUACCCGCAGAACCACUUGGUAAUAGUGGCUUUAUCCCAGUACUGUGUGGAGUUGUGGAAUGUGGACUCAUGUUUAAAAGUAGCUGAUUGCAGAGGACAUUUAAGUUGGGUUCAUUGUGUGAUGUUUUCUCCUGAUGGAUCAUCAUUUUUGACAUCUUCUGAUGACCAGACAAUCAGGCUCUGGGAGACAAGGAAAGUAUGUCAGAACUCUGCUACUGUGUUAAAGCAAGAAAUAGAUGUUGUGUUUCAAGAAAAUGAAGUGAUGGUUCUUGCAGCUGACAAUAUAAGACAUCUGCAACUCAUUAAUGGAAAAACAGGUCAGACUGAUGAUCUAACUGAAGCUCAAGUUAGUUGCUGCUGCUUAAGCCCCCAUCUGCAGUAUAUUGCAUUUGGAGAUGAAGAAGGAGCCAUUAAGAUUUUAGAGCCCCUAAACAACAGAACCUUUCCAUCCAGAAUUGGGCAUAAGAGCACCGUACGGCACAUGCAGUUCACGGCUGAUGGGAAGACUCUUAUUUCCAGCGCGGAUGAUCCUGUAAUUCAGGUAUGGAAUUGGCAAUCAGAGGACUAUAUCUUUCUGCAAGCCCAUCAGGAAGCAGUGAAAGACUUUAGGCUCCUGAAAAAUUCAAGCCUGCUUUCUUGGUCAUUUGAUGGAACAGUGAAGGUAUGGAAUAUUAUUUCUGGAAGAAUAGAAAAAGACUUUCCCUGUCACCAGGAUACAGUACUUUCUUGUGAUAUUUCUCCCGAUGUUACCAAAUUUUCAUCUACCUCCACUGACAAGACGGCAAAGAUUUGGAAGUUUGAACCCUUUUCCCUUCUUCAUGAAUUGACGGACCACAAAGGCUGUGUGCGCUGCUCUGUCUUCUCUGCAGACAGCACCCUGCUGGCGACCGGAGACGACAAUGGAGAAAUCAGGAUAUGGAAUGUCUCAAAUGGUGAGCUUCUUCAUUUGUGUGCUCCGAGUUCAGUAGAAGGAGCAGCUGCUACCCAUGGAGGCUGGGUGACCGACCUUCGCUUUUCUCCAGAUAACAAAAUGCUUGUUUCUGCUGGAGGCUAUCUUAAGUGGUGGAAUGUUGUCACUGGGGAGUCCUCGCAGACCUUCUACACAAACGGAACCAACCUUAAGAAAAUACACGUGUCCCCCGACUUCAAAACAUGUGUGACUGUUGAUAAUCUGGGUAUUUUAUAUAUCUUACAGAUUUUAGAGUAAAAUAUUAAGCAUUAAUAUAGGCUGAACAUUUGAUUUUGAAUUGAAAAAGAAUUCUAAUGAAACUGUAUUUCAACUCUUUAUAAAGCUGUGAAUUAUUUUGCAGUAUUGCAUUAUGAAAGUGUUUGUGGUUGGAUGAAUAAUAUUUUAAUGUAGCUUUUCCCCAAAUGAACAUACCUUUUAAUCUUGUUUUUCAUAAUCAUCAUUAUUGUUAACAGUUUGUCCUUAAGAUGCAAAUGAAAAUGUAAAUAUGUACCUUGUUGUACUGUUGGUAAAGUUCUCUCUUGAUGCAUUCAAAUUGGUUGACAUAAUUAAUUUGAAGGAAACUGUAUUUUAAUACUUUCAUUAUGCAGGCUGUGCCUCAAGCUGUGAUGGCCUGCAUUCUGAACCACACUUACCCCGAGGGGAUAUGGUUCUCUCCAAUAUGAGCUUGGAGCUUAUUUGCACCCCUUAAACUUGCUUUAAAAAUAUUGUGACUCUGCACACAUUUUGCAUCAUUUCCUUUAAUUCACUCAAUAAGUGAAUUUUGGAUCUUAAAAGUUCUUUCUGUGACGCACAGUUACGUGUGUGGGAAAGAGGAUUGUCUGCCUUUUCCUUCCUGGCGACGGCAGCCCGGGCCAGCGCUGGGCUCCAGGUGCUCGUGUCCGAGUGGAGUGCUGACCUGCUUGCUCUUUUUUUUUUUAAACCACCAGACCUCUUACUUGAUUGAACUUGACCUUCUUGAGUCCUUGUUUGUUUUUUUUAAGCAGUUGCUCACCAGUUUAAUGUUGGAAAAUCAGAAUAAUUGGGGAGGCGCAUAUAAUCAUGGUUAAUCAUACAUUUUAACAAUAAAAGUUUGCUAAGAAAUCUAAAAUAGUGAAAAAUAAUUUCUUCUAAUCCCUAUUAUUUUUAGAUAAAUGGCAUCGUCAACAGUGUUUUUCUCUUAGUAAAGUUCAAGAUAAUUCUCUCUGGUUUUUCAAUGCGAUUCCAGCAACUUGGUCAGGACUCUAGAAAUGUUAUUUUUAACCUUCCAAGCAACCUUGCUGUCUGCCCCUUUCCCCAUCUUUUCUCCUCUUCUUCCUCCUUUUUUCCCCUCCCUUCCUCCCUCUAAGGUUAAUCAAGAAAGAUAGUUCUGACAGGGAAAUAGCACAUCAGCGUUAAUAACUUUUUUGACCUCCUGAUUAGGAACUUUAAUUGAAAUUUAAAUCUAAAUGGUUUCCUUGAAAUGCAUUCAGGGAAAUGGUGAUAAAUUUAAUAAUAGAUGUGGUCUAUAUUUUAAAUUUUACAAAAGUUUUUGUUUCUGCAACAAGAACUAAAUCAGUUAGUAGUGGUGUUAACAGUAGAUGAGCAGUGAGCCAGUUUCUGCUGUUGGCGGUGCAUGUUAGGAGCGGAGGGAUGGGUGCGGGAAACUGGCCCUCCCAGGUAUAUUUUAGAUUAGCUGUUCCUACUUAGCAUUUGAGGGGACCUUAAUUAGAGUGAAUAAAAUCUUCUACAUUGUUGAAGAGGUCGUUUCGUUUUUUAAUGGUGGGUUGAAGAACUAGUUUACAGACUUACCGUCAUUUAAGCAAACAUGAUGUGAAAAUCUUAAUUUUAUGAAAAGACGUUUCUGUAUGUAUUUACUGCUUAGAGUAUUUAAAUCAUAAAUUGAUUGCAUACAAUAGUUAAAAGCUCAUAUCAUCUCUAGUUAAAAGCUCAUAUCAUCUCUAGUUCAGAAUAUAAAGUAUUAACUUUGGAAUUAAAAGUCACUUGGCUGUUAAAGUAUAACAACAAAUGUCAGCUUCUUCAAAACUUUGACUGGCCCCUGUCUUAAAAGUUAAUUAAAAAGAAAACUAGGAAAGACAGACGAGGUAACGCGAGGAAAGAAGAGACGCCUAGUGUGAUGGAGGUGCAUGGUCUGUGGCUGUUGUUCUGUGUUUGCAGACCAACAUUUUUCUUCUCUGCUAAUUUUUUUUUUCUGAAUUGGAAAUUAAAUUGCUUUUUGUAUACAUAAAGUUUUUUUUUUACUUCGUGUGUGUCUUGUGUUUUGAAAUGAUGGGUUUCAUAUUUAUGAUACAAUUUAUAGGAUUUUUUUGAUGUUAGU
This is a messenger RNA of Talpa occidentalis (Iberian mole), 6314 nucleotides long. RefSeq names its product apoptotic peptidase activating factor 1 (gene APAF1). Gene Ontology annotation, cellular component: apoptosome. Gene Ontology annotation, molecular function: protein binding; ADP binding. The record is from RefSeq and is a predicted model, not a curated record. The coding region runs from base 506 to 4258 and encodes 1250 amino acids. The transcript has 27 exons. Gene Ontology annotation, biological process: apoptotic signaling pathway; regulation of apoptotic process. Lineage: Eukaryota; Metazoa; Chordata; Mammalia; Eulipotyphla; Talpidae.